Otolemur garnettii (small-eared galago) is the source of this 1247-nucleotide messenger RNA. RefSeq names its product C2 calcium dependent domain containing 4A (gene C2CD4A). Lineage: Eukaryota; Metazoa; Chordata; Mammalia; Primates; Galagidae. The transcript has a single exon. The coding region runs from base 45 to 1178 and encodes 377 amino acids. The record is from RefSeq and is a predicted model, not a curated record.
CAAGAUUCAGCAGAGGGUUGCCCUGAUCCCGCACCUGUCGCCAGAUGUGGUGCCUGGAGAAGCUCUGCUUAGGUCCUGAGCGCCUCCGGCGGGGCGGGGACUGGCUUCUUCUGGGUUGGGCCCGCAGAGCAAGGGUCCACACCACCGCCGCGUGUGCAAACGUGCUCACGCCGGACCGCAUACCCGAGUUCUGCAUCCCACCGCGACUCGUACCCGGCCUGGCUUUGGCUGCGAUCCGGAAUUCCCGGGGUGAAGAGGUAGAGAUUGACCAAGGCGCUGGCCGCACCGACUGGGACCCGCGCUCGCAGGCGGCGCUGUCGCUGCUGCACUUGCCCCGAGCGCGCACCGCCUACGGCUUCUGCGCGCUGCUCGAGACCCCGCACACCCGCCGCAAGGAGUCGCUCUUCCUCGGGGACCCGGGCGCCACCGCGCUCCUCCAGCCCCCGACGACCCGGCCCGCGCUCCGCCCCCGGGCCCACACCUACAGUGGCGGUGGUCGAGACUCUUCCCUCUUAACCCUGAGACCAGACCCUGAGGUCACCUCCGCAGUCCUCGGCGGCACCAACCCCCGGAUGGACUCACUCUCCCCGCCGCCCCGCGGCCGCCGCCUCCUGCGCGCCCCCGACGGGCUGCUGAGCCGCGCGCUGUGGGCCGGAAGGAAUCACGGUCUGGUCCGCGCCCGCUCGGUCUCCGGCUGGGACGAGGACGCGGAGCGCGGCGCCUGCUCGAGGUCCCUCGCCCGAGCGCCCUCCGAGCGCCCGCCGUCACCGCUCGGCCCCCGCCCUGAGCGCCUGGAAGCCGAAGGCACCGUGGCUCUGGGCCGCACCGGGGACGCCCUGCGCCUGGCCGCCGAGUACUGUCCGGCCGGCGGGCGCCUCCGCAUCCGGCUACUCCGCGCGGAGGGCCCGGCCGGGGGCGCCCCCGAUCCCCGGGCCGUCGGCUGCCGCGUCAGCCUGGUCCUGCAGCCGCCCCGCAGCGCGCGCAGGCAGCGCGGCUCGGUGCUCCGGCGGAGCCGCAAGGCCGCCCUGGACCAGGACUUCUGCUUCGACGGGCUCACGGAGGAGCAGGUGCGCCGCCUGGCCGUGCGCGUCAAGGCCGAGGGCAAGGGCCGGGGCCUGGAGCGCGGCCGCCUGCUGGGCCAGGGCGAGCUGCCGCUGGGCUCCCUCCUGCUGCUCUGAGGGCUUCGGGCCUCCCUAGGGGCGCCUCCCGCCUGCUGGGGGUCUCCCCGCUGGGUGCCGCUUUGUAUA